UCUGGUCUUGUGGUGUCAGUGACGGGGAGGGGAGAUGACAGGAACUGACGGGACAGGGAAGAGGAAGAGGGAACAACCGGCAGAGGAGAAGACACAUCAAUGCAAAGAAAACUUCCUGCCCAAUCCCUGCGAUACAAUCCGCCGGGAAGAAAAGGGCGACACAACGCCGGGAGAGCGGAGGAGAUGAAACUUCCAAUAAUCUGUCGGGACCAGACUGACCCCAAUGUCCGAUCUGCAGCCUGAUUACAUAUCAGUGAGGAGGAAAGGUUAUAAAGAUUUCCAGAGGACAAAUGUCUCACAAGGUUCUUCUUCUGGCCAUCCACCACCUUGUAACUGUUUUGUUUUCCACCAAUGCCAGUCCAGGGGUUCUUCUUCCCGGGCGUCCCUUUGUCGCGGUCUGGAACGCCCCGACCAGCCAGUGCUGGGAGAAGUAUGGCGUGGACCUGGACUUGGAUCCCUUUGACAUUGUGGUCAAUGAGAACCAAUCCUUCUCAGGAAGUGAGAUGGUGAUCUUCUACAAAACCGAGCUUGGGCUGUACCCAUAUUAUGACCCGGAUGGCAAUCCGGUCAAUGGCGGCUUGCCGCAGAACACCAGCCUUAGUGACCACCUUAACCUGGCUUACAAAAACCUGAUGACCACGAUCCCAUCCCCGGACUUCAAGGGGGCGGCUGUCCUAGACUGGGAGGAUUGGAGGCCCUUGUGGGAUCGGGACUGGGAUAGAUUGAACAUCUAUAGAGAACGUUCUCAGCAACUGGUGCAGGAGAGACACCCAUCGUGGCCUGCGGAGAAGGUACUGCUGGAGGCCCAAAGAGAGUUUGAGGAGGCCGCUGAAAAGUUUAUAACGUCCACGUUGGCCUUAAGCCGUAAACUAAGGCCCGGUGGGCUGUGGGGCCUCUACGGCUUUCCUAACUGCUACAACUACGACUACAAAAAGGGUCUCUACAAUUACACGGGAGAAUGUCCGCAGCUGGAUAUAGCCAGGAACGACCUUCUGAAAUGGAUGUGGAGGUCCAGCCAGGCGCUCUACCCGUCCAUCUACCUGGAACAAAUUUUGAAGGAUUCUGGGUAUGUCAAACCGUUUGUGAAAUACCGUCUGGAAGAGGCCUUCAGGGUAUCUGGGCAGUCGGUAGAGGGCGCGCUCCCUGUAUUUCCUUACGCCCGGAUUGUGUACGCCUACAGCAUGGACUUCAUGACCCAGGAAGAUCUCAUCCAGACGAUCGGACAGAGCGCAGCAUUGGGAACUGCGGGGGUCGUCCUGUGGGGUAACAAUGACUACAGCCGCAGCAAGGAGGCGUGUCUGGAGGUGAAGUCGUACAUAGACUCUACGCUGGGGAGGUAUGUGGUGAAUGUGACGAGCGGCGCCACCCUGUGCAGCCAGGCGCAGUGCUCAGGAAAGGGACGCUGCGUGCGUAAAGACUCCACUUCUAAAUGUCACCUCCACCUGAACCCCGACAACUACCGCAUUCGGAGGAACCCCGAGGGCAGAGGCUUCCUGGUCUCCGGAGAGGCCUCCAAGAUGGACGUGAUGUACAUGGCGGCCUAUUUCCAGUGUCGCUGUUACCCCGGAUGGAAGGGGCCGGACUGCUCCCACCAAACCCGCUGACCGACGCCGCGCCGCUACCGUCUACUUCAUGCUUGUCCAAGCAGAGAGGAGCACUCGCUAAUCUGUCUGCAACCGAUGAGCAAAACCCAGCAGAAUACUGAUGUGGAGGCUCAUCCAUCUCAGUCCAGGAUCACUGUACUCCCAAUGGGGCUCCAAGCAACAGACAGUACACCCAUCUCAGUCCAGGAUCACUAUACUACCAAUGGUGUUCCAAGCAACAGACAGUACACCCACCUCA
Messenger RNA from Rana temporaria (common frog), 1842 nucleotides. RefSeq names its product hyaluronidase-1-like. The transcript has 4 exons. The coding region runs from base 291 to 1604 and encodes 437 amino acids. Gene Ontology annotation, molecular function: hyalurononglucosaminidase activity. NCBI's taxonomy places the organism in Eukaryota, Metazoa, Chordata, Amphibia, Anura, Ranidae. The record is from RefSeq and is a predicted model, not a curated record. Gene Ontology annotation, biological process: carbohydrate metabolic process; hyaluronan catabolic process.